AGAACUCUAAGGUUUCGUGACAGAUCCUUAUUGCGUCAGCGUUACUUUUGAAAAACGAUAAUAUAAGAUAGAGUUAUCGCAAAAAUUUAGCAUGAAAUUUAUCUUUGGAUUUGGAAUUAUACUCAUCUUUUGUUCAAGACAUACAGAGUCGUCAGAAGAAGAAGAUAAAUGCUUCACAAAACCUUUCGAGGCACGGCCCGAGAUCUAUUUGAGAUAUUCAAAUGUACUAGUAAACCAGGAAACUUUUGAUCUCGAAUUACAAUAUGCUAAUCCUCCAAAUCAAAGAACGCGCAAUAGUGUGUACGAAUUAUUUGCCCACCCCGAUGUGGGGCUUACUAAUCCCACGUUUGUAAAGAUGGGAAAUUUCAGGAAAGAGGAUCUAGUUGUAAUCAAAGGACUCAAAAUAAAGACACCUUAUUAUAUUUACAUAACCGAAGAUGACGUGGUUGGAUCUGCCACAAAGACUUUUCCCUACUUUUUCAAAUUUGAAAUUGAAAAUGCGAACAUGUUUUAUCAAAGAAGUAUUGAUUUGUACGACGGAUUAAAGGCGUGCAUAGUGGACAAAGUCUUAAAGGUUACUUUUGAAUUUGAUGGGGUUGAUGCCUAUAACAGUUAUCGGGGAAAUAACGUAAAGGCAAUUAUAUACCUAAUCCCCAAUUAUGGCGGAUAUUAUGAGGAAACUGUAGAGAUUCAAAAGAUUGGUAACAGGUAUUCUGGGCAGAUGGACCUGAAGAACAAAGAAUUAUCGGUAGAAAAAUCCUACUCGGUUGAUAUCAAACCAAUCGCGAAUACCGGUAGAGCGGGGUCUAAACCUUCUCCAUAUUUGCUUGUCGGUAGAGUACCGGUAAAGUUUACUGCAGAAGAUAUCAAUUCUGAUGUCAAAUACGGAUAUUUCCAGAAUUAGAUUUAAUCGAAUGAUACAAUAAGUUAAUAAAAAUUUAAAUAAAAUAAAUAAA
Messenger RNA from Gordionus sp. m RMFG-2023, 956 nucleotides. RefSeq lists its product as uncharacterized. The record is from RefSeq and is a predicted model, not a curated record. The transcript is spliced from 7 exons. Bases 92 to 904 code for a protein of 270 amino acids. Lineage: Eukaryota; Metazoa; Nematomorpha; Gordioida; Chordodea; Parachordodidae.